This is a messenger RNA of Lymnaea stagnalis (great pond snail), 8086 nucleotides long. The record is from the annotation of a GenBank genome assembly. Lineage: Eukaryota; Metazoa; Mollusca; Gastropoda; Lymnaeidae.
GGACAGAACCUUCUACGGAUUCUACGGUAAUAAAAAUACGUUAAGUACUGAUAGUAAGCUAUUAAUAGUUCUCUACCUUUGGAAAUGCAAUAAUGUUUACUGCUUUAAAUUAGAUAGAGCGAAUCUACACUUUGAAUGUACUCGAAAUCGUGUGUAUAAAUAACAACAUUCAUCUCAAUCACAACAGAUAGAACUCUCAAACUCACGACUCAAGUCACGAGAUUAGAUGCUCUUACUUUUUACGCUUCCUACUUCUUAACCAUAACAUAACACAAAUAAUUUUUGUGGAUUUGCGCUACUGAUCGACAUUGUCAUUAGAUCUAGUGUCAUUAUUUUGACUUAUAAUUUUACAACCACCACUCGCUACCAGGGUUCGGCAAACGUAAGUAAAUUUAAUAAGUUAUAGUACCGCUAGUAGGCCUAAUUUAAUUAGAAUAAAAUAAUUUAAUUACUUAAUUCUUAAUUGCUACGGCUACAGUCUACAGUCUACUGUACAGUUAAUCAGGUAUACUCAGUUACUGUACAGUGUACAGUCUGACAGUGUACAGUCUGAACUGACUGAACUGUUCUACUAUUCAGUAGACUAGGCAAGUGAUAAUAAUAAGUACUCUUUUUAUUUUGGUACAUUAAAAAAAAAUAAAUGCAAAUAGAAUUUUUUCUUUUACGUAGGACAUAGUCAUAGUAUAGUAGUAUAGUAAAAUUAAAAUAAACUUAUUUCAUUAUUAAGUAUUCAGUGAAAGGAUUUUUAAAGUAACAUCAUCUUUUUGUUUGAAUACAACAAAUACAUUUUAGAGAUUAAAAAAAAUUUCCUUUUCAUGGUAUUGUAUAAUUUGUAUGCAUACAUAUUUUGUAAUUGUCUGUGCCAUUGUGGAAUGCAAGUAGUUUAUGCAGGAAUGCAAGUAGUUAGUUUAUGAUUUUGAAGAUUUAUAUGAUUUUAUGUAGUGCAGUCUGUAGACUGUCGGUUAAUAAAUACAGUCAGACCUCGGAAUCCAAAUGCACUAGAACUCGAAAAACUUGUAAUCCGAACAAAAAUUUCGAGCAAAUGUUCGCUCAAAAUAUGAAUGCUGCUUUAGAAUCUGAAGGACUACAUUUCCCCAUCACUCGGGCCACUUACACUAGUAGUCUAGUGUUAUGAUGGUUGUCGCAAGUUGUUGUUGCAGUGAAAGCAUAUGGCCAAAGGGAUGUUCUCUCAUAGUCAUAAUAAUUUUAUGCUUUUGUCUAUUUGCCAUGACAUGGGUCCUAAAAAGUGUAGUGAUGAAAAUAAGAGGACUGUUGUUAGAGCUACAAUUGCAGUUAAGAAAGAUCUUAUUGCUAGGCAUGAAGUUGGUAUAUGUGGCUGACCUCGCUACCAUUACUACCAUGUUCUGGAUGCCUCAAUCGACUUAUAUUUUGAAAAAGAAACUAUCAAAGUAGCUGACCUAGCAAAAAGGGAUUUGACACUGAUAUUUAGGAUAUCGGAAAUGAUGGAGGAAAUGGAAGAAACUCCUCUUAGUUUGGAUUAAUGAAAAACAGCUGGCUGGGGAUGUGAGUUCUGAGAUAAUUUGUGAGAAAGCCAAGGUCCAUCAUGAUGGUUUAGUGAAAGGCAUGCCUGAUACUAGUGCUCAAAAGGAGGUGUUGGCUCAUAAACAUAAGAGUUUGUGUAACCCAGGAACAGCUUAAUUCAGUUUUUAUUAUUUUAAUGAGGAAAAAAUUGUCUUGGAACUUGAAUGAUUUGGAACUCAAACAGGGUUCUGGAACAUAUUUUGUUAGGAUUCCCAGGCCCCACUGUAAUCUAAUUCCCAGGUUUGAUUUUGUUAUGAGAUUUUUGAAGUGGAAGUUAACUAUUUACAGACCUGUUUACCCUCAAACUCUUAAAAUCGUACAAUAUCAUUACAAAAUCGUUUAAUAAAUCUUAAAAGUAAAAAAAUAAACAUACAGUACAUAUAACUAUACACCUCUAAAUCGUACAUUGUACGCCAAAAUCGUAAGAGUAAACAGGCCUGUAUUUAGGACAGUUAUGUACCAGGUAUUUGAUAAAGACAUAGUUCUUCACAUAGUCAGUACCGGUACACCAUAUAUAUUUUAAUUGUGUUUAAGUUAAGAUCCAUAGUUUUAAGUAAUUUUAAAUUUAUGUUUUGGUGAAUAUUUGUCAGUAAAAUAUUAAAAAAAAGAUUUAUUUGAUUUAAAAUAAUUGUCAAUAAAUUUUAUUGAGUAGGUAGGCUACCCUGAUAACAUUAUCACACUAUCACUAUCUUGAAUAUUUUCUCAAUACUAAAACCAUACAUUUAUAUUGCUGCCAAAGCAAACAGAAUAUUUAAAAGUUAGGGCUAAUCAGUAUAUGGGAAAAUGCCAUGAUUAAAUUAUUUUUUUUUCUCUUUUGUUGAUUCAUACUCCAUAACUAACUGGUUCUGUUCAUAUCAUUCAGGAACAAUUCAAUAUGAUCUGUGAGGAAACAUUUUUCACAAAGCUGGGGGAAAUCCCUGUUUUGAAUGAUGGGUGGACCACAGCUUGGAGUUAUUACUCCAAGGUAAAAGACUACAAUGGCUUGACAAAAUUUACUUUGGACGUAGCUGAGUCUGGGGUGAAAAAAGCUGCAGAGAUAACCACACCCGUUGUUCAGCGCUAUCAGUCACAGAGUAGGUUUUUCAAAUAAUGAAAUAUUUAAAUUACUACUCUUUUUAAGAGUAUGGCAUUUUGGUAUAUACACACUCCUCUCCUACAGUAAGAGUUAUGUUUAAAAAAAAAAGGGUUGGUAGCUAUGAGUAAGGACAAUUUUUUUUAUAUAGAUCAUGGGGUUAAUGGGUGAGGUCAGAGCGGAGUUAUUAUAUUUGAAUGAGUCAUUGCAAGCAUGAUUCUUGUAAAAAAAAAUCUCUCUUCCCAUUAAUAAAUUAUUUAACAAUUUCUCAAUUUCUUUACAUUUUUCCAAGAUUAAAUGCUUUUGUAAUUUUGAAAUACCGGGUAUAUAAAAAUUAUAUGGACAUUCAAAUUAUUUUGUUACCUAUAGGCCAGAAUAAGCGAUACAAAUUUUAGGAGGUUACAGGGGUGACAGUGGAUAAGUAUAAAAAAAUAACCAAGUCACACAAAAAAUUUGAAAACACUGUCCCGCUUUUUGUCUAUUUUUUUUCCAAUAGUUGGCAUAGUCACUAUACUCAUUUGUGACAUCUGUUAUUUGUUUGAAGCUUUCUUCAGCAAUUCUGUGCUCUGUAAACAAAAGCUCAUUAAUGUCAUAAAUUGGAUAAGAUAUAAUAUAUUGCAUGACCAUUAUUACGCAGAUGCAGAAGGUAUAAAUAUGACAUUAUGUAGAUAAAUAUUUUUUGGGAACAAUUGAAUUAAUUUUAUUUAAAAAGAAAAUUAAAUUUGGCUUCUCUAGUAUAAUGAUUUUUGGAUACACUAAUUGCUACAUUUACCUUUUUUCUCUUCUUCAUAAUCAUUUUGAAUAUUGCUAUCAAUUAACAUGUAUAUAUUUUCUCUGUUUAGUUGAUACUGUAAACACAUAUGCCUGCAACAAACUGGAUGAUAUUGAAAACAAGUAUCCUGUAAUCAAGCAACCGACUGGAGAGGUAGGUUUUAAGAUGUUUUUACUUGAUUAAAGAAAUGUAUUGAAAUAUAUACAUAUAUUUAUAUUAGGUAUGUGAACCUUAGGUACCGGGUAACAAUAAGAAAAACUGUAUGUCUGUGGCUAGUAACUAAAGCAGACCUGUUUACUCUUACGAUUUUGGUGUACAAUGUACGAUUUUGAGGUCUAUACAUUAUGUAUAGUGUAUGUUUAUUUUUUUACUAUUAAUAUAAGAUAAUUUAUUGAACAAUUUUGUGAUGAUAUUGUACGAUUUUAAAAGUUUGAGGGUAAACAGGUCUGCUAAAGGGGCAUCUUUUUGAUAAAAAAAACUGAAAUUUCACAAGUAUUUCUAACAAAAAUGGUUAGCAUAAUAAUAUUUUGAAAUGAAGAUUUAUGUUAAACACAAAUGAAACUAUUUGAAACUACAAGAUAAACAAUACAUGUGUCUUAUCUAGUUAAAAAAUGCCUGCAUGGAGUAUGUGCAGCCAGUUGUUGGAAAAGUCAAACCAGUGGUCACAUAUGCCCAGGAUGUUGUCAAUAACAGUAAAAGAAGGGUAAAUGGAAUUUUGUUUUUUAUUUUUUGAUAAAUGAAUUUUCUCACUCAUUUAACUUUUUAACAAUUGAUUUUUUUGUUAAGUUAUUUGUUACAAUAAGGCAAAUUCAAUAAACAUACUCAUAGCAAUUAUCAAUUCGUGUUAUAAUAAAGCGAAUAUCUUUUAAUUGUUAAGCAUUUAGCAUCAGGCCUAAAACACUGACAUAAUUGUAAGACUUCAAAAUAAAUUAAAAUCUCAUAUUUUAACACAUCAUUUUUCUCCAAUAUCAAUAUCAGGUUAACAGUAUCAAGCAAUGUGGCAGUAAUUUGGUGAAUGGGGCCCGUGAUCUUGGGGUUGACACCAUGAAUAAAGCAGUUACAGUCACUAUGGAGACUCCACCUGGAAGAUUUGUAACUAAAACUGUAGACUGUGCACUGACAUGUGCCGAUAAUUUAAUGGACAAGUUCAUACCAGAGGAGCAACAAGGUUGGUGGGAGAUUUGAAAUUGACUAUUGGAUACUUUUAAUUAGAUAUUUUUUAUAAUAAUAAUAUCAAUUUAUUUUAAAAAUCUUGAAAUGCUUUUGUUUACCUUAAGACAAUAAUUGUAUUAUGGAAGAGAAAAUUUGAGACUCAUUAUCUUUAGUUUUGUAAAUCUUAGUUUAAUUGCAUACAUCAUUGUUUCUAUAGAUCAUGACAAAAGCGGCGUGGAUGCCCCUGAGGAGCUAAAUAAGCCAGAAGAAAUGGCGCUCAUGGAACCUAGUACUGAAAGAGUUGUUGUUCAUUUCAAGAGUGUCAGUAACAAACUGAGAAGAAGAAUGUUCCAAAAAGCAAUGAAAGAUUUUCAAGGGGCAAAAUUGCGCACAGUUGAAGCCAUCGGGAAAUUGCACAAUACUGUAGACCUGGUAUGAACAAUUAUUUGACUUUGGCCGGCAUUUUCCUUUAACACACAAUAACAAAAAUUGUAGGAACUAAGUAACAAAAAUUUGUUAUUCUUGAAACCCAUCAAGACGCAAGAGGUACUGUAAGAUUAUAAACAAGGAUGGGGUCACUAAAUUUUUACAGAAACAUAGCAUCUGAUUAGUGCCAUGCAAACAUCAUUUUAGCUUCUCAGUGAUACAUUUUUAUCUCUUAGCAACAAAAUGUUACUUUUUUGGGGUGCAUCUAUCUUACGCGACUUACAGAUAACUGGUAAUGGAAAGGGUUAAAUUAUAAGCUGUACAUAAUUAAGUUAUUAAAUUUUUCUCAAUUUGUAGCCAAUAGUUUACCACCUUGAAUGAAUCUAGGCAUGUAAAAUCCUAAUAAAAUGUACAGUUUAAAAAAAAGAAAAAAAAGGUGUCUUUUGAAAAUCAUGUAUUUAAAAAAAACUGACUGAAGGGUACAUUUCAAGGUAUUGUUCUGUUAAGUUUGGUUCAUACAAGAUUACUUGUUAUUGAUAGCAGACUAUCUGCAUAUCAUGUGCUGGAACAUAGUGGCUUAAUUUGAAUUAAGGUAACAUGCAACAAGACUUUUAGCACUGCUUUAGGUUGUAAAAGUUAACUGUGUAUUUACAGAUUUAUUACGCUAAAAAAAAUAUUGGUACAGCUCGUGAUAAAGUUGAAGAUAUGUGGAGCAGGAUAAUAGAUACAGAAGAAAAAAGCGAGGAGAACUCUGAUCCAAAUUUGCACUCUGGGGUAAGUACUAAGACUUGUGUAUGGAGUUUAGAAAAAGAAUAUCCCACAAAUAUUGUAGUGGUCUUAAUUGGCUUGAUCACACUAAGUAAUUAAUAGUAAUAUACACAUCAAGUAUUCCUAAAUAUCUAUUCUUAUUUUUAUUUUCAGCUCUUAGAGGAACGCAUAGUAACACUGGGGCGUGUUCUUGUUGCCAGAGUUAAAUCAGGAGUCUCAGCAUUAGAGAAAGCAUCUAAUGAAGCUGGUCAAUUUGUCAGGCAUCCCAUUAGCAAGUCUAAAGAAUACAAAGACUUCAUUUACCAUUUCAGUUCUGUAAGUAUAAAAAAUCAAUUUCUUGUAACGGUAUUAACAUUAAAACUUGCUUUAAUGUUCAAACUAUAAAUUUACGCAUAUCUCAAAGCAGGAAUUAAUUAAUAAAUAUGUUGGCUAAUCAUAUCCAUCUAUAUAUAACCUACUGGUUAGCUUUAUGUCAAAUUUGCCUGGCCAUUUCCCUAAUUAAUUCCACAUAUUUUGCAACACACAAUUUGUUCAAAAAUAAUUUAUGUUUUUGUACACCCUUCCCACAACAUAGUGUAAUUCUUUUUAACACCUCUUUCAGCUAAGUGUACAAUACAGGUGACCUAACCCUCCAGCCAAAACAAUAUUGAACACAUACAUUUUAGAAAUAAAAUACCUAUUGGUUGAAAUUGUUUUUAAUUCUUACUGAAAGGCUUGAACUUUAAGAUUUAACAUUUGAUACUUAUGGUAAAAAAUUGAUUUUAAUAUUCUUGAUUUUUAUUUCAGGAUAUUUCGACAGUCAGUGUUCAAAAAGCCAGAGAAAGUUUGGAUUACUUUCAGAGAAUGCUUUUUCGUUUGAUUGAUAAUGUGGAGUCACCAAACUGGCUAGUAUGUUUGUUUUAUAAAUGGAGCUCAAAAGAUUUUUAAGUGUUAGACUACUUUCAUGAAAAUUUGUAAUUACCAGGGAAAGAAAUGACGUGACGUUUGCAAUCAGUAUGAAGCUAUGUUUUAUGUAAUGUUAGUUAUAUUUUAUAUUUUUGUUUCAGUCUGUAGACAUUGAAAUGGACAACAUUGAUUUGGAAGAGGAAGAUGUUAUAGCCGCUGAAGGAUCUGAAAGACAAAAACCUGAGGAAAGCAAAGAAAAGUCAGAGUGUGGCAAAGAAAGCACUACUGAGUUACCUGAGGAGACAGAUUCAGUCACAGAAGAGAUGAAUGAUGAUAAUGAUACAAGCAUGACUGACAAUAGUUAGUUAUAUCUGGCAUAGACCUUAUUUCAUUUAAGAAUCCAUCAAUUAAUUAAUCCAUUUUUUUUAAUAUCUUGGAUCAUUUAGUAUUAAAUUUUUGUGUGUACCCGAUAGCUGUUAUAUUAUAUUACCAGUACAUCUAUGUGCUAAUUAAAUACUUAAUGACUUAUGUACCAUUUAAAAGGUGUUCAAAAAUUAGCAUCUGUUCUAAAAUAAAAAGAAAUUGUCAGUAUUGUAAGUAAAAAGAAGUUUCUUAUUUUAAAAAAAUGUAUUGACACAUUUAAGUUUCCAUAACAACUGGUAUAUUUCUAUUACUAUUAUAGUUUUUCAAAAUGCUUCUCUAGAAAUUUAUCUCCAGUUUGUAAUAAUUCAAAAAGUUGUUUGUAACAACUAAAGUAUUGUAUGGUUAAUGUGUAACUACUAAAGUAUUGUAUGGUUAAUGUCAACUAAGACAUUUUUGACGUUGAACUUAUUUUGAUGCAAAUUUUGUAAAUGUUAUUUACUGUAAUAAAAUGUUCUUGAAUUGAUAAUACAUUGCCUAAUUUUUUGUUGUGAAGGUAUCUUAUGUAAUUAAGAAAACUAUUUUUUCAAUUUAUAGUAACAAAAAAUGUUAUAGUUAAACAUUAUACUAAAGAAAAAGGUGCACAAAUUGAAACUAAGAGCUUGGUCUCAAAAAGACUAAUCCCCACAUUAUUUACUAUUCACAGUACAGUAAAGCUCAGUAGAGGUGCUCAAGGAAAAAGCUCGAAAUUUCAUGAGUUGAGUUUUGGUGCAUGUAUUUAUUUGUUGCUCUUUUUCUUAGUUCCUAUCAAUCUGAUAGAUGGUUAGUGACUAUUGGGGAAAUGAAUAGUUCAAUUGUUGAAAAUGUUGUACUUUAUCUAUGACUGGGGACAAAAAUAAAUGAUAGUUUGAUAGGGCACAUAACAAAAAUGUCUUACAUGAAUUAUUUGAUAGGGCACAUAACAAAAAUGUCUUACAUGAAUUAUUUGAUAGGGCACAUAACAAAAAUGUCUUACAUGAAUUAUUUCCCUCUUAAAUAGCUACAUCCUUUAAAUUCAAAACAUUUCUGACAUGGAUUUUAAGAGAAUUAUUACCUGUCAAAUACGAUGG